Diutina rugosa is the source of this 1971-nucleotide messenger RNA. RefSeq lists its product as uncharacterized. The coding region runs from base 1 to 1971 and encodes 656 amino acids. The transcript has a single exon. NCBI's taxonomy places the organism in Eukaryota, Fungi, Ascomycota, Pichiomycetes, Serinales, Debaryomycetaceae. The record is from RefSeq and is a predicted model, not a curated record.
AUGACGUUCCAGGGACUUCCGUCUACGGUACACAAACGGAUCUUUUCCUUGCUUGAUGUUCCCUCAGUGUGUCGACUUUACAUUGCCUUUUCUGAGGAGCCAGUGGCGACCACAAUAGCUGAGUUUCUCGAUACCACCAAGAUACGAGUCUCCGCCGAGUAUGUAAUCACUGGAGAUACGGAAAAGAUUGAUUUCGAUACAUUAGCAAAGCUUCCUCCAUGUGAUAUUCACGUCGACACUUCACCGGGACUUAUGCAAUUGACUGGAUGGCACCUCCAGAGAAUCCCGUAUAAGCUGUUGGCAUUGUCAAUUGACGCCUAUUUCAAAGAUGGGGGUCAAUUACAACUUACAGGUAUAGAACCUAGUGAGUUAAGUCUCACACGAAUGAGACUUGAUACCGAAAGCAUCCCUACCACUGUCGCUAAGCUUUCACUUGACCAUUGUACUAUCAAGCUGGUACAAAGCUUUGAGCACUUGCUGAGCCUUACCCACUUUUUUGGGAAAACUUGCAACUUUAAUGAUAGCCUCAAGUUGCCUCAGCUGAUCACUAAUCUUGAGAUUCACCAUGAAGACGAUGGCUCGGAUCUCUCUGAUCUGUUCAAGUUUGACGCUCUGGGCUUGAGAAAUCUUAGACACGUGUGCCACCAAAACAUGGCUAACCUCCCCUGGUCCCAGCUUGAAUCAGUUACCCACGUGACAUCUAUUGAGAGUGAUCAUUUGGAUCAAGUUGAGGAGAUUCACUUUUGUCUGACUAAACACUCUCUUAAACACAUAUCAUGUCCCAAGCUUAAGUGUGUGAGAUACAGUACUGCUGACUUACAGUCACUGGUAGACGUCACUGAGCGUUUCACAACCUCUCAACUUGCCCAGUUAGUUGAGCUUGAGAGUAAUUUUACAGUGCGUGACUUGUCGUUGGUGCCAAACAUCCAAAAGUUGCACAUUUCCGUCGAUGAACCAAUCACUGAUGCUUUUGAAAUUUCUCCCAAAUUGAUGGAGUUGGGAGUUUACUCGACAAACUCUAUUGAGAGUGUUCCCGCUCAGCUUAAAGUAUUCAAGUGCUGGGGGGCUAGAGACGUCAAUGUCCAAUCGGCAAACCUUAGAGAGUUGGCCAUUGAACGAGCGUCACACGCUGACAUUAAAUGUCCUCGACUCACCGCGUUGAAGUUGGAAGAAAUCGCAGAGAUUGGUGAGAUUUUCACCCCUAACUUGGUCAAAUUAUCUUGUGGACUGUGUGAAACGGAAUUACCAUUUGAAACGGCAUUUCCCCGUCUUGCUUACUUAACUGUGGCUGACUUGAGCCAAGACCUUGCUCUUGAGCGGCACCUCAAAUCUGUUGAGCUUGAGAGUUUUGAUGUGGAAACUUUGUCACUUUCGGCGGAUGUGGUGUCUCUUAGUAAUGGCCAUAGUGAGUCAUAUGCUAUUACAGCUAAUGUGUUCCGUUCCAACGUUGGUAUCGAAGACGUUAGCGAAAUCAGCUGCCGUGAAUUGCAAUAUUACACAAUCUAUAAAGUCCCCCUAAUGGUUGAAAAGUUAACCAUUGACUGGGCCUCGCUAUACGACUUUGAUGAAGACUUUCCCGUCCCCAAUGUCGAGGUGGAACCAAUGGACGACCCGCAACUUCUUGAGCUUGAACAAUGCGACAGACUCAGGUCCAUCCUUAUCAAGUCUGCCAACUUUAGCGAAUACGAAGGGGACACCAUUACCAUCCCUUCUUCGGUUGUUCAAUUCAGAUUGGGUAAAUUUGCAUUAGGUGACUCGAAGUUUGACAUUGAGGAUGAAUCACAUGUUAUCCAUUUUGAGUGCUGUCGGAGUGAUGAAGAAGACUCAUUGGAAACAUUUGGGUUUUCUAAACCACCAGCAUCAUGCUAUAUGCCUCCCAAUAAUGUGAGCUUUCAACCGGAUUUACUUAAAGGCGAAGACGAUGAUGAUGAUGACAAUGACUCCCUGUAUAAACGGCACCGGAGCUCAUGA